CACCUUUUCCUCUCUUCAAUAUCUCCAAUUGUCUCGACUUUCCCAGAGUUAUCUUCUUGAUCACUGUCAAAAAUCCGCAAAGAUGAGCAGCAACUUCGACUCUCAAUACCCCGGCCAGACCACCGGUCAAACCCAGAACCUCCAGAGCAAUAACCCCUAUCCCACCGGAUCUACGAAGCCUGAUCCUCCUCCAAGACCUCCCUAUGGAGCUGCGCAGUCGCAUCCAGUGCAAGAAUCCGGGUACGCUUCCAGCGGCCCAGCAUAUCAGGACACCAGCACAGCGACAAGCGGGACCUCACACGUUCCCUACGACACCGCGGGGCAGACCACCGGAACCACCGGCGCGAAUGAACACACAUACAACCCCGACUCCCACCACCACAGCACAGCCGCAGACACCGCACACCACACGGGCGACAAAUUCCACGAGUCCGCAUCCGGACUCAAAGGUCUCGUAGCCGCUGUGCACGGCGCAGGAGAAUCACUACGCGGUAACAUAAACGCUGAAAUCGAUCGACUCUUUCACGACAAAACGGGCGAGGAGCGGAAUAGCGCUAUUGCGGCAGCGGGCGAGGAUGAGAUGGCGUCAGGUCGCUUUAAUAGAUUGACGAAGAAUCGGGAGGGCGUGGUGCCUGGGGCGGAUGGGGAGAGGAGGGAUCAGAGGCGGUUUUAG
Amorphotheca resinae ATCC 22711 is the source of this 673-nucleotide messenger RNA. RefSeq lists its product as hypothetical. The record is from RefSeq and is a predicted model, not a curated record. NCBI's taxonomy places the organism in Eukaryota, Fungi, Ascomycota, Leotiomycetes, Helotiales, Amorphothecaceae. The transcript is spliced from 3 exons. The coding region runs from base 83 to 673 and encodes 196 amino acids.